GUGGUGGACUUGCGGAUGACGUGGAAUUUACCGUCUUACCCAGGACGAGCUGCUGACGUCACCGAGCACGAGGCCCCGCCCCUCGUGCCCAUGGAAGUAAUUUCGCCCCAGUCGUUGGGAGGCGAAAGGGGGGGGCGCCUUCGGUUCGGUGGUCCGGUUGGUGGGUCCCCCUCGGGGGUGGGCAUCAUCGUUACAAAAGCACGGGAACCUCGGAAUUUCGGUCUGAAACUUUUCGAGAUUCUUGAGGUCUCUCUGCCUUUUGUCUCUCUCCCCUUCGCGUGCUGCUCCGACGACAAGAAGAAGAAGAAGAAGAAGAAGAAAGAAGAAGAAGAGAUGAUGGUGGAGCUGUUCGUGCUGGGUUGCACGGGGUUCGUGGUGUUCCUCCACGGGGCCAACUUCUUCUUCCACGUCCUCUCCCACCACUUGGCCAUUCGAUCCCUCAGCUUCCUGGGUUUUGUUGGCUGGUAGGAACCGAUUAGAAGGAAGAUGGAGAGGUCAGGCAAUGAGGCGGAGUCCUUUUGACAGCAUGCAGAAGAUGGAACUUGGCCUCUGCUCUGACCAUUUUGUAGAUAACCUCAUUUUGAUUGAUCUCGAAGGGAUUAUGUAGCUCGUAAAUAACUCUCCAAUGAGGGAUUAAAGCCAUUUUGCAUGACACGGAUGUGGCGAGACGAUCGCCCGAAAUUCUAAUCCUUCAGUUGUUCAUUUUGGUGUGA
Messenger RNA from Syzygium oleosum, 713 nucleotides. RefSeq lists its product as uncharacterized. The coding region runs from base 16 to 468 and encodes 150 amino acids. The transcript is spliced from 2 exons. The record is from RefSeq and is a predicted model, not a curated record. NCBI's taxonomy places the organism in Eukaryota, Viridiplantae, Streptophyta, Magnoliopsida, Myrtales, Myrtaceae.